UGGGCCCUGGUCCCCGCGGAGGGGCGGGGGUGACCCCAGCCGCAGGAGGGUUGGGAAUAAAGUCAGGAAAAGGGAAGCGAGAGCAAGUGCUGUUUCAUCUGAGUCGAUCCCCUACAUGGAGUCAGAAGCCCCCGCGAGAAAUAGAGACAGAUACACACAAUCACCUUUAUCAGAUUAAAUUUGAAAUUUCUUUUGCCACCCAUAGUCAGGCUUAAAUUCUUUGGCGCGCGAGCAUGGCCUUUCACCGGCCGCCCCGACUUCCUCAGCCUCAUUUUCCAACGCUCCCUACUGUCUCUCCUAUCUUACGCACUUGAGGAGUGGGGACAGUGUCUCUCUACUGUGCUGCUUCACGCCUAACACCUGGGCUCCCGCUGCUCCUUUACUUGGCAUUCUUGUCACCUCUCUGCUAGAUGAACUUCUCUUUCAGGACUGAGCUCAGUCGUCCCUCUGAAAGCUAUUUCUAGCCCUCCAAGGGCAAAGUAGUCAUAUCUUCUGCUGUGUCCUUGAAGUGUUGGACCGGCCUCUGUUAUCAGUGGGGCUAGUACAACUCAGUGAGAGAUGACUGAGCUCCUAACAUUUACUAUGCCCGGUGCUCUGAGCCGGUGGACUGAGUUGAAUAGAACCAAGCUCCUGCCCUGAGGCACUCACAGACUGGGGAAACAGAACAGGCCUUGUCGGUCCUCUCUGUACCGACCUUACCUCUCUGCUGGCUGCCCCACUGAUGUACGGACUUACACAUGAUGAAUUGUGAACUUCUAGCCACAUGCAGUGCCCUUGGGUACUUGGAGGGAGACACUUACCACAAGGAACCAGAUUGCUUAGAGAGUGUGAAGGAUCUGAUUCGUUACUUGAGACACGAGGAUGAGACUCGCGAUGUGCGGCAGCAGCUGGGGGCAGCCCAGAUCCUGCAGAGCGACCUUCUACCCAUCCUGACCCAGCACCGCCAGGACAAGCCUCUCUUUGAUGCUGUCAUCAGGCUGAUGGUGAACUUGACACAACCAGCCUUGCUCUGCUUUGGUGCUGUGCCCAAGGAGCCUAAUUUUCGGCACCAUUUUCUGCAAGUAUUAACUUACUUGCAGGCCUACAAAGAGGCCUUUGCCAGUGAGAAGCCUUUUGGAGUCCUCAGCGAAACCUUGUAUGAGCUGCUCCAGCUGGGCUGGGAGGAACGGCAGGAGGAAGACAACUUGCUGAUUGAACGGAUCCUGCUGCUGGUCAGAAAUAUUCUCCAUGUCCCAGCCGACCUUGAUCAGGAGAAGAGGAUUGAUGAUGACGCCAGCAUCCACGAUCAGCUUCUCUGGGCCAUUCACCUCAGCGGCCUAGACGACCUGCUCCUCUUCCUGGCCAGCUCGCCUGCUGAGCAGCAGUGGAGCCUACAUGUGCUGGAGAUAAUCUCCCUGAUGUUUCGUGACCAGAACCCCGAGCAGCUGGCAGGAGUAGGCCAGGGGCGCUUAGCUCAGGAGCGGAGCGCAGAUGUAGCAGAACUGGAGGUGCUACGCCAGCGAGAGAUGGCAGAGAGGAAGACUCGAGCCCUUCAGCGAGGCAACAGGCAUUCUCGAUUUGGGGGCUCCUACAUUGUUCAGGGGCUGAAAUCCAUUGGGGAGCGGGACCUCAUCUUUCACAAAGGUCUCCACAAUCUCCAAAACUACAGCUCAGAUUUGGGAAAGCAGCCCCGAAGGGUACAAAAGCGUCGCCAGGCUGCCCGGGAGCUGUCCAUUGAGCGCCGUUCAGCCUUCAACGUGAGACUCUUCCUCAAAGACUUCUGUGCUGAGUUCCUGGAGAACUGCUACAACCGGCUUAUGGGCUCAGUGAAGGAUCACCUACUUCGGGAGAAGGCUCAGCAGCACGAUGAGACGUACUACAUGUGGGCCUUGGCUUUCUUCAUGGCCUUCAAUCGAGCUGCCUCCUUCCGGCCAGGCCUGGUUUCUGAGACCCUCAGUGUCCGUACCUUCCACUUCAUUGAACAGAACCUCACCAACUAUUAUGAGAUGAUGCUGACUGACCGUAAGGAAGCUGCUUCCUGGGCGCGUCGUAUGCACCUGGCUCUGAAGGCCUACCAGGAGCUGCUGGCCACAGUGAAUGAGAUGGACAUGUCCCCAGAGGAGGCCGUGCGGGAGAGCAGCCGCAUCAUCAAGAAUAACAUUUUCUAUGUGAUGGAGUACCGAGAGCUGUUCCUGGCGCUCUUUCGAAAAUUCGAUGAGAGGUGCCAGCCCCGCUCUUUCCUCCGUGACCUGGUGGAAACCACCCACCUCUUCCUCAAGAUGUUGGAGCGGUUCUGUCGGAGCCGUGGGAACCUGGUGGUGCAGAACAAACGAAAGAAGAGGAAGAAGAGAAAGAAAGUGCUGCAGGAGCCUGUGAUCCCUGGUGAUGUCCCCCGUGGCCCAGAGGAGCUGGAGGCUCUGUGGCCCUCCCUGGCGGAGCAGCUGCAGGGCUGUGCCCUGGAUCCUGACCUCAGCCUGGAUUCCAUGGUUCCCUUUGAUGCAGCCUCAGAGGUACCAGUGGAAGAGCAGCGGGCAGAAGCCAUGGUGAGGAUUCAAGACUGUCUCCUGACUGGCCAGGCCCCACAGGCCCUGGCCCUCCUCAGGUCUGCCCGGGAGGUAUGGCCAGAAGGAGACGUGUUUGGCUCUCAAGACAUUUCCCCAGACGAAGAGAUUCAGCUGCUGAAAGAAAUCCUGUCUGCCCCUCUGCCCCGGCACCAGGGGCCAGAGGAACAAGGAGCAGAGGAAGAGGAGGAGGAAGAGGAGGAGGAGGAGCAGGAAGAGUUGCAAGCCAUCCAGGUGUCGGAGAAGGAAUUCAAUUUUCUGGACUACCUGAAACGCUUUGCGUGCUCAACUGUAGUCCGAGCCUACGUGCUGCUGCUGCGGAGCUACCGGCAGAACAGUGCUCACACCAACCACUGCAUUGUCAAGAUGCUGCACCGGCUGGCCUAUGACCUCAAAAUGGAGGCCCUGCUUUUCCAGCUCUCAGUCUUCUGCCUCUUCAAUCGUCUGCUAAGUGACCCUGCUGCUGGGGCCUACAAAGAGCUGGUGACUUUUGCCAAAUACAUCCUGGGCAAGUUUUUUGCAUUGACUGCAGUCAACCAGAAAGCCUUUGUGGAGUUGCUGUUCUGGAAGAACACAGCCGUGGUUCGAGAGAUGACCGAAGGCUAUGGCACCCUGGAUAGUGGAUCAGCAAGUCGCAGAGCCCCUGCAUGGAGCCCAGAGGAGGAGGCCCAGCUUCAGGAACUGUACCUUGCCCAUAAGGAUGUGGAAGGGCAGGAUGUGGUAGACACCAUCUUGGCACACCUGAGUGCUGUUCCUCGAACACGCAAGCAGGUCAUCCACCAUCUAGUACGGCUGGGGCUGGCUGACAGUGUCAAGGACUUCCAAAGGAAAGGAACCCUAAUUGUGCUGUGGACAGAGGAUCAGGAGCUGGAGCUUCAGCGGCUGUUUGAGGAGUUCCAGGACUCAGAUGAUAUCCUGGGUCACAUCAUGAAGAAUAUCACAGCCAAACGCUCACGGGCCCGAAUAGUGGAUAAACUGCUGGCUCUGGGGCUGGUGGCUGACCGGCGGGAGCUAUACAAGAAACGCCGGAAGAAGUCGGCAUCCUCUAACUUGCCUGAUGGAGGGGAAUCCCUGAAAGAUUUUUGCCAGGAAGAUCUGGAAGAAGAAAACCUGGCAGAGGAAGACAGUGAAGAGGAUGAAGAGAAAGGAGGCGGCUUGGAAGCAGAGCAAGCCCAGGGCGGCUCAGUCCUUUCCGCUGGAGGCCUUGGGCAAAGCCUGCGGCAGGAAGGCUUUUCUGCUCCCCUCCUGUGGCUCCAGAACUGCCUGAUUCGAGCAGCUGAUGAUCGGGAAGAGGAUGGAUGCUCCCAGGCAAUUCCCUUGGUGCCAUUGACCGAAGAAAAUGAGGAAGCAAUGGAAAACGAGCAGUUCCAGCAGCUGUUGCGCAAGCUAGGAGUUCGGCCUCCUGCCUCUGGACAGGAAACCUUCUGGCGAAUUCCUGCCAAGCUGAGUCCCACCCGGCUUCGGCAGGUAGCAGCUUCUUUGAGUCAAGUGGAGGAGGAGGAAGAGCUUCAGCCAGGGCUGGACCCUGGAGAGCAAUGCCCUGCAGAGGAAUACCGAGCACAAGCCCUCAAGGCACUCAUGGUGGCCCGGAAAAAGAAAGCAGGCCUGGUAACCCCAGCAGUCAUCCCAGAGGAAGGGCCUGCUGCUGGGAAAGACCAGCUGAAAGCGGCUCCCAAGAAGCGACACCUGCUGGACAGUGACGAUGAGCAGGAGGAAGAGGGGGACGGGAGCAAAGCAGAGUUGAGAGCUCCAGGCAUCCAGAAGAAGAAACGGUUUCAGAUUGAGGAUGAAGAUGAAAAUGACUGACAAACCAGAAGCCUGGGGACAGAGACGGAGUCAUAUUUAGAUGAAGAAUUUAAAUUUGAGCUGGGAGGUGAUGCAUGACCCAGACACUCCUCUCACUGGACAGAAGCCAUUUGAGUCCUAGACUUCCCAUGGAUUUAGGGUCUGGGAAGUUUCGGUGACAGCAUCGGACACCACUGUAGUCACUUCUUACUUCCCCCAGUUUUCUCAGUAUGUCUGAGCAGCUCUCUGAAGACUUAUUCUUCUAGCAACUGUCUCUUUGGGUUAUUAGCCCUCUUUAGCAAGUGAGAGGAGUAGGUGAAAUACAGAAGUCUGUUCCUUUUGGCCCCUUGGGAGGUGCCUACCAGCACGAGAUGGUGGGCCUUUAUGACACAGUGGGUGAGGAUUUGCACCAUUUUCUAAAGGCAACAGAUGCCCCCACCCUCCUUUUCAUUUCUGUGAUCACCCCUAAGUUGAUCUAAAUUGCUGCAGUCAAGAUAGGGUGGGACUGCAGCGCUCUCCAGAUGGUGAAUGUAUUGGAUUUGUGUUUGGUAUUAAAUUAAACACGUAAAAUUAAAAGUUGUCAAUGUUGAUAUGACUUGCCAGUCUAAGUACCCCAGCCCUCUACCUGCUGUGUUCUUGGAAGAAGAACUAAUUGUUAACUAUUACAGUUAAAAGGGACUGCUAGCCUUUCCUUCUUUUUUCUGCUUUUGCUACUGAAGACACACAAAAGUAUUUAUACAUACAAGAACUAGGGUACAGGCCAGAGGUGUGGGGGUGAAAGGAUUCACCAGAGACAGAGCAGGGAACAG
Molecule: messenger RNA, 5134 nt
Organism: Talpa occidentalis (Iberian mole)
Lineage: Eukaryota; Metazoa; Chordata; Mammalia; Eulipotyphla; Talpidae
Gene: TIMELESS
Product: timeless circadian regulator
Exons: 29
Coding region: 738-4346 (1202 amino acids)
Biological process (GO): DNA repair; replication fork arrest; DNA replication checkpoint signaling
Cellular component (GO): replication fork protection complex
Molecular function (GO): DNA binding
Source: RefSeq, a predicted model, not a curated record